AUGGACAAGGUAGAGAACAAACAGUCGUUCGAGCAUGACGACAACGUCAUCGAUCCCAAGCCAGACUCUAUGGCGAAUGAUGACUAUGUACCCAGAACUGAAGCAGAGAAGAAGCUCGUUCGCAAGAUCGACCUCUACAUUCUCCCCAUGAUGUGGUUUAUGUAUCUUAUGUCGUACAUGGACAGAACCAAGUCACAUCGAAAUGCCAAGAUUGCCGAAAUGGACAAAGACCUCAACCUUGACUCCAACAAAUAUUCCAUCAUACUCGUCGUCUUCUUCGUCGGAUAUGUCGUCUUCGAAGUUCCCUCCAACAUGAUCCUCACAAGGAUCCGUCCGAGUCGAUACCUUCCCGGCAUCAUGUUUGUCUGGGGCGGCGUCACAAUCGCCAUGCCUUUCACGGGCACCUACGAACACAUGAUCGGUUUCAGAAUCCUCAUGGGCGUUCUCGAAUCCGGAUUCGCUCCUGGCAUGCUUCUGCUGCUAUCUUCAUGGUAUAAGAAUGAAGAGCAGAGCAAGCGAUUCGCCGUGUACAUCUCUGCUGCUAUCCUGUCUGGUGCAUUCGGUGGCCUCUUGGCUGGCUCCAUCACAAGCGGUCUCGACGGUGCACACGGCAAGGCUGGUUGGAGAUGGUUGUUUGUUGUUGAAGGCGCUGCCACUAUGGGUGUCGCCUUGAUUGCGUGCUUUGUCCUCCCUGACUUUCCGGCAAACACGUCGAGGCUCAAGUUCAGCCAGGAAGAGAUCGAUCUUGCCAUUCGAAGGCUGCAGCAUGGUAGACCACAGGUUGUUUCUGAAGAUGAAGUGAAACUGGGCCAUUGGCAGGCUUUCAAACUUAGCAUUACCAACUGGCGCACUUGGCUCUUUGUUGCAAUCGUCGGCUCUUCAACGCUUUCCUACUUCUACCCGACUCUCGUCAAAGGUCUCGGAUACGAAUCCACCGCAGCUCAGUACAUGACAAUCCCUAUUUUUGGCGUUGCAUUCGUCGUCACGGCCCUCACCGGCUACUUCGCCGAUAAGAACAGCAAAUGGCGAGGCGUUAUACUGUGUGCCUGGAUGAGCGUCGCCAUGCUAUGCGCCAUCAUCAUUUGCGUUGUCUACAACUUCAAAGCGCGCUACGCCCUCCUUGUCAUCAUGGCUGCGGCACUCUGGGCUUCCAAUGGCUUAUCGCUGUCUUAUGCCUUAACUACGUUUGGUUCCAUGCCCAACGAGACUCGUGCCAUCUCGCUGGCGUUUGUCAAUGCGAUGGGUAACCUUGCGCAGAUAUACGGUGCCUACUUGUUCCCAGCUUUAGAGAAGCCAAAGUAUCUCACGGGGUUUGGCGUCAUCAUGUCACCUGCGACUGCUAAGGCUUUGCUCGACGCUGGUUACACAGUUCGAGUUGAAGAAUCCCCGGACCGCAUUUACAAGAUUGACGAGUUCAGAGAUGUUGGGGCUGAAAUCGUACCCGCUGGCUCGUGGGCCAAUGCACCCAAGGAGGAUAUUAUCCUGGGAUUGAAGGAGAUUGAGGCGAAUGGUACACCGUUACCUCACACCUACAUUCACUUUGCUCAUGUAUUCAAGAAGCAAAGUGGCUGGGCUACUGAGCUGUCUCGUUUCGCAAACGCGGACGGCUUACUAUAUGACUUGGAAUUUCUCACGGACGAAGAUGGACGCCGGGUAGCUGCAUUCGGAUAUUGGGCGGGAUAUGCCGGGACCGCACUGGCACUCUUGUCCUGGGCUCAUCAACUCCUCAACCCUGGUGUACCCCAAGGACCAGUUCCCGUCGUCGACUCUGCCUCUGCUUUGACAGAACUUGUCAAGGAUAAGGUCGACGCUGCACGUUCCGCCAACGACGGUGCGCUCCCUCGCCUGAUCGUAAUCGGUGCCCUGGGCCGCUGCGGCAAAGGUGCCAUCGCAGCAGCUGAGGCCAUCGGUGUUAGUGACAUUCUGAAAUGGGACAUUGCUGAAACCAGCAAGGGUGGCCCAUUUCCUGAAGUCGCUUCGUCUGAUAUCUUUGUGAACUGCGUCUACCUAGGUUCCAACAAAAUCCCUCCCUUCACGACUUUCGAAGCACUCUCAGCACCCGACAGACGGCUCCGGGUCAUUUGCGACGUCAGCUGCGACCCCAACAGCGAGAACAAUCCCAUUCCGGUGUACUCCAGCUAUAGUUCGUUCGAGAACCCGACUGUUCCUGCUUCUGAGCAUAUUGACGGUCCCGAGCUGCGCAUUAUUGCUAUCGAUCACCUUCCUACCAUGGUGGCACGUGAGUCUAGUGACGAGUAUUCCUCACUACUUCUGCCAAGUUUAUUGACUCUGGACCGCCGGGAUACUGAAGGGGUUUGGCAGCGAGCGGAACGGAUCUUUCGCGAAAGGGCUGCAGAACUGCCUUAA
Molecule: messenger RNA, 2367 nt
Organism: Fusarium subglutinans
Lineage: Eukaryota; Fungi; Ascomycota; Sordariomycetes; Hypocreales; Nectriaceae
Product: allantoate permease
Exons: 5
Coding region: 1-2367 (788 amino acids)
Biological process (GO): L-lysine biosynthetic process; transmembrane transport
Cellular component (GO): membrane
Molecular function (GO): transmembrane transporter activity; saccharopine dehydrogenase (NAD+, L-lysine-forming) activity
Source: RefSeq, a predicted model, not a curated record